Molecule: messenger RNA, 583 nt
Organism: Ceratosolen solmsi marchali
Lineage: Eukaryota; Metazoa; Arthropoda; Insecta; Hymenoptera; Agaonidae
Gene: SNRPG
Product: small nuclear ribonucleoprotein G
Exons: 4
Coding region: 127-357 (76 amino acids)
Biological process (GO): spliceosomal snRNP assembly; mRNA splicing, via spliceosome
Cellular component (GO): U5 snRNP; U12-type spliceosomal complex; U4 snRNP
Molecular function (GO): RNA binding
Source: RefSeq, a predicted model, not a curated record
GAAACAAUUGGAACUUUGACGCCGGAUUAGCGGGGAUUGUACACUCGAGUCGCUCUAAGCUUGUCUAAAUUUUCUUUGAAUAAAACUUGAUUUUAUAAUUGGAAAUCGUAUCGUUUCCUUUAAAAAAUGAGUAAAGCUCAUCCUCCAGAAUUGAAAAAAUAUAUGGAUAAGAAAUUAUCAUUAAAAUUGAACGGAGGUCGAUUGGUUAUGGGUAUCUUACGAGGUUUCGAUCCAUUCAUGAACAUGGUAAUCGAUGAGAGCAUCGAAGAGUGUAAAGAUGGUACGAAAAACAAUAUUGGAAUGGUGGUAAUACGGGGUAACAGUGUAAUCAUGUUAGAAGCCCUGGAUCGGAUAUAGUUAAUAUUAUAAUUAGUAUGUAAGGUAUUUAUAAGGUUGACUAUUAUAAUUGUUUAAUAGUUCAAAUAUCCGCUCCACCUUUUCUGAAACCAUUGUGAGAAAUAAUGAAACUGUUUAUGAAUUCAUAUUUGUUUUUCAAUAAUAUAAUUCACUUAAUUAAGUGAAAAUCGAAUCUACAUGUUUUAAUGUACAAUGAAUGAUAUAAAUAAAUAAUAUGUAUAUUAUA